Messenger RNA from Chrysochloris asiatica (Cape golden mole), 954 nucleotides. RefSeq names its product family with sequence similarity 228, member B (gene FAM228B). Bases 1 to 954 code for a protein of 317 amino acids. Lineage: Eukaryota; Metazoa; Chordata; Mammalia; Afrosoricida; Chrysochloridae. The record is from RefSeq and is a predicted model, not a curated record. The transcript is spliced from 9 exons.
AUGAGAAGAUUCAAAAAUGAUGCGGAGCUGAUACCUGGCACACUUCCUAAGCUCAAGAACUCAAAAGAAUGGUUGGAACCAAAGUCACUUUCUUUUAUGGAGGUAUUAGCUAAAGAAGAUAUUGAUGCAGCUAUUCAAUCAAUAUUGUAUAGAGAAAAUUAUAUAAUUAAGGAACUAGAUAAGUAUUUACAACAUCAUGACUUCUUAAAUGCAAGAAGAAAAGAGAUAUUAUAUAAAAGAUGGGUUGACCAUGUGGCGGAUCCUCUCCAGAAGAAAAUUAUAGAAAAAGUCUGUUCACAUAAGAAGAUUAAACAAAGAAGACAAGAGGAAUUAAAUGGCUUUUUAAAACAUGUAAAUAAAAAGGGAAAUGCAUUUAUAGAACAUUAUGAUCCAAAAGAGUAUGACCCUUUUUACAUGACCAAAGAGGACCCCGGUUUUCUGAAGGUUAUUAUCCCAUCCUUCUGUGAUCCUUUGAAAAAAGCACAACGUGACAAGGAUGAAGAAAAAAGAACUCUUCUUCAGUGUGAGACUGGUAAAAUAUAUACAAUGAAAGAAUUUAAAGAGGCUGAGAAGGCCAAACUGUAUUCCAGAUUUCCAAGCAUUUCUAACUCAAGGCACUUUAUGACUCCAAAUGAGUGGCUUAAACUACCUGCAAGAUACAUAGAGAGUGAAUUUUGUAAAAGGAGCAGGUUAAAAGUGAAAGUGAAUGUUAACCAUAGCAGUUUUGAUUUGAAAUUCUCAGCAAGAGCUCCUUGUCUUCAGGAACAAAAGGAAGGAAAAACAGUUAUUUACAAAAACAAGGAAGCACCUUUCCUGAAAACGAAACCACUAUAUCAUCAGGAGGGAAAGAAUCUAAGCCCCAAAGAGGAUGAUACUGAAAGGCUCUUUUCUUCCCUGAACCUCAGCCAGGAGGUCAAAAGGGAUGAGAAUCAGGAUGUGGAGAUGAAUGGGUAA